Messenger RNA from Blepharisma stoltei, 963 nucleotides. The record is from the annotation of a GenBank genome assembly. Lineage: Eukaryota; Ciliophora; Heterotrichea; Heterotrichida; Blepharismidae.
AUGUUUGAUAACCAAAUUUCCCCAAAAGAAAGCGAAGAAAGCCGAAGUGAACACUACUCUUCUGAUAUCCAUACUAAUGGUAAAGAUGAGAAUAUUCACUUACAAGCUGAUGGCCAACUUCAUCGCCAUGUGCAGCUUUCGUGGGAAGAUGUAAACUAUUAUGCAUCUGUUGAUGGUAAAAGAAUGCAUAUAUUGAAAGGCGUCUCUGGACAUGCAAAUCCUGGAGAGUUUCUGGCUAUUAUGGGUGCAUCAGGCUCAGGCAAAACUUCACUUUUGAAUAUUUUGGCAAAUCGAGCUAGAAGCGGAAAUAAAGCAGAAAUGACUGGGACUAUUUUCGCUAAUGGUAAAGAUGCCAAAGAAUUCAAUAUAAGUAAGUAUGCGGCCUAUGUAACCCAAGACGAUGUUUUACUCCCAGUUUUGACUCCAAGAGAUUGCUUAAUGUUUUAUGCCAAGCUAAGAUGCCCUGGAACAGAUAAAGAAAGACAUGCUAAGGUCGAAGAAAUUCUGAAUGACCUUAAUAUUGCAAGAAUUGCUGAAAAUCUGAUAGGCAAUGCAAUGAUUAAAGGAAUUUCUGGUGGAGAAAAAAAGAGGGUUUGCAUAGGAAUCGAGCUUAUGUCUGAUCCUUGCAUUAUUAUGUUAGACGAACCGACUUCGGGUCUAGACAGUUAUAAUGCAGGAGUUGUAGUCGAUUUACUGUUAAAGCAAGCUGCUAAAGGCAGAACAAUUAUAUCCACAAUCCACCAGCCAAGUUCCAAUGUCUUUAAAAAAUUCGAUAAACUGUUUCUUCUUGCUGAAGGAAACGUAGUUUAUCAUGGUCCAUGUGAUAAAUCAAGAAAAUAUUUUGCAGAGCUCGGAUACAAAUGCCCAAAACAAGUAAAUCCAGCCGAUUACUAUAUGAGAAUGCUCCAUAUAACAAAUAGACACGAGAUUACUGAAGAGGAGCAAGGCAAACUUGACUGUUAG